AGACGACCGACGCAACGGAGAAGGAAGGCAACAUCGACAACCACCAUCAACGACGAUCCAAGACGGCGGCGACCCUGGUUUACUGCCUCGACGAAGUUCUCUCUGUGACGGACAGAGCAAGUCCUAGCUAGCUACUAGCAGCCAAUGUCUGCACGGUCUGCACGCUCGGUAUCUGAGGAGAUUCAUGAAGUGGAAGGAGACUGUACGGGCGGGGGAAGGAACGGUCUAGGGCCCUGAGCCAGCCAGCGAGUGAGCCACUCAAUAACUGAGUGAGUGAGUGACGUUUCCAUUGGAGGAGGAGGAGGAGGAGCACCCGCCCCCCCUCUCCCCUCUUACACACACACACACAGACGAACCGCGGAACCGACCGAAGAUCAUCAUCAACAUCGUCAUCAUCGUCAUCGUCGUCGUCACAAUAAUAAUAACAACAAGAUCAUCCCCACCUCAUCUUCGGGUCCCACCAGUCUGGACCACCGACCUCGCCUUCCAUCCGCGGGUUGGGACCGUUCAUCGCUUGGAUUGGGGGCAUGAGACGCGCGGGUCCUCGAGGAACCAUUCAUGGCAUCCUCGAGCUCGUCCUCUGAGCCCUCGUCGACCAGUAGAACGGCGAGGAAAGGAACCCGUGGUCCAGCGGCCAAGAAGCUGCCCAUACGGAACAUUGUCCCUCGUGAAUCCGAGACAACGUCGUCGUCGUCGUCGUUGGUGCACUCGACCAGUGAGUCCGCAGCCUCGACCGCGGCUCUAGAAGCGGCCAAUAGUGACGUGGCCGCCGUCUCGGCCCUUCAGUUGUUGUCCGCUAUUAAAACCGAGCCGUCCACCUCUGAAAUCCCGGAGCAGCUCCGACGUGAGCUCCUCGUGCGCCAACCCUCGUAUUACAAGAUCUUGAACGACCUCAAAGGCGCCGAGGAUAUGGCCAAGAGCGAGGCCAACUCCGAGGUGUCCACCUCGGAGGGCAGUAAUUCAGUACAAACUAUCACCAUCAAUGGACAACAAUAUCAGAUCGUGUCGGCUUUGGAAGGCAAUGCCGCGGGCGGAGCUAGUCCGCCCUCAGGGGGAAGUGUCAUUCAGUACGCAACCGCCACUCAAAAUGGACAAACCGUGUUCGUGCCCAGCCAAAAUUCUGUGAGCGCAGUCUCUUCGGCCGCAUCCUCGCCGCAGAUUGUGUCGGUGAUGGGCAGUCCGAGCGGGUCUCACCCGCGGGUAGCUCAGGACGCAGCUCGAAAACGCGAAGUGCGUCUCAUGAAGAAUCGGGAAGCCGCUCGUGAGUGUCGGAACAAGAAGAAAGAGUACAUCAAAUGUCUCGAGAACAGAGUGGCAGUAUUAGAAAACCAGAACAAGGCCCUGAUAGAGGAACUCAAGUCGCUGAAAGAGCUUUACACCGGCCAGAAGAGUUAGGACACGCGUGGUCCGCACGAUAUAUCACAAAGAAUACAAAGCUUAAGGUUCCCACGUGUAUCUUCUCUAGUUUGCUCAGGCCGAGGAAGUUUAAUGGUUGAAGCACAGUGACAAUGCACCCACCCAUUGACCCUCUCAAACAUGGCUUGUGCGUAAUGUGUUUGGUUGUACCUCUUUCUGAGGGGGUGACCCAUCCCGGUCGUCUCCUCGUUCAACACUCUCCAGUCAAUCCACCCACUUAGGCCUUGAAUUUGGCCCGACGUAUUUUCUUUUGCUCCCCAAAUCUGAUUUUGCGGAACACUUGGGAGCCACACCGAAAUGACCUUACACGCCCAGAUGUGUUUUCCUCUCACUAAAAUUCCCCACACCGCGCGUCCUCCUUCGCCUAGGAUCCUCCUCCCUUGAUCUUUGUCGUCCCUAGCUCCCCAUAGAAUCUUUAUGUGCUUAGAAUAACACUAUAUCAUGCAAAUCGAAACGAACAAAGUCGGAGUUUCAACAAAUAAUAAUAAAGAUAAUCCACCUGA
Tigriopus californicus is the source of this 1919-nucleotide messenger RNA. Its product is annotated as cyclic AMP-responsive element-binding protein 1-like. Gene Ontology annotation, cellular component: nucleus; transcription regulator complex. The transcript has a single exon. NCBI's taxonomy places the organism in Eukaryota, Metazoa, Arthropoda, Copepoda, Harpacticoida, Harpacticidae. Bases 559 to 1395 code for a protein of 278 amino acids. Gene Ontology annotation, molecular function: DNA-binding transcription factor activity, RNA polymerase II-specific; RNA polymerase II cis-regulatory region sequence-specific DNA binding; protein binding. Gene Ontology annotation, biological process: regulation of transcription by RNA polymerase II. The record is from RefSeq and is a predicted model, not a curated record.